Molecule: messenger RNA, 657 nt
Organism: Fusarium pseudograminearum CS3096
Lineage: Eukaryota; Fungi; Ascomycota; Sordariomycetes; Hypocreales; Nectriaceae
Exons: 1
Coding region: 1-657 (218 amino acids)
Source: RefSeq, a predicted model, not a curated record
AUGCCCUUUGUCGGAGAAGACAACCACUCAGGACGCAAACGAAGAUACAGCGAUGAUGAUGAAAGACCGUUGUACUCAACGUAUCCCUCGGGAGACUCCAUGGAUAUUUACUACCGCAAACAACGGCCAGAGCUUCCACUCCGAAAGGUCCUUCCAACGACCAAGAGGCCCCGUAUGAUCAACGACGAUAUCCUUGAUACGGACGAUCUCAGCACUUCUCCUCGAAGCAGGCGUUUAUCGCAGCUCAAGACGCUACAAGUUCAGUCCGCUACUAAGAACCGGGUCACAAACGCUCUUGCUCCGUGCCACAUCUGCCACCGCAGACCAACCAAAAAAACACACCUCGACUCUUUUGCCGACUGCCAAGGCUGCGGAGAGCGUGCUUGCUUCGUAUGCCUUCGCGAAUGUCAUGGAUGGAACACGGAUGGGGUUUCUGGAGUUUCGGAGCAAGAAAUGCUUUCAAGGUCUUUCCACAUGGAUGAUGUGGACGACGAACGACAGCACAGUGCCACUUCCAAGGACGAACAACAACAAUCAAACCAAGGAUGGAAAGCCGUUGGACACCAGGCUGUGGUAUGCAGCCGCUGUUGUAUCGAACGGGGUACAGAAGGAGAUGUAACAUGCCUGGGCUGCUUCUCCCGGAUGGAAGGUUCAUGA